AAGGCAGUGGCUGAGAAGGUCUGGAGCUUUGCUGGGGAGCCACAGAGGCAGGUCUGGCAGCACUCACUCAUCCGAGGCUUCCUGGCACUGCCCAGUGCAGCAGCUGAGCUGAGGGGACAAGAGCCCCGGAGGAACACUGGACCGUUUGGUAGACCUGGUUUACUUGAUUCCCUGAGCACCCCUGGAGCACCUCCCUAUCCACUAUGGACGGAAAAGUGGCAGUCCAUGAAGAUGGGACUCCUGUGGUCUCCUGGGCCCCUGAGGAAAACAAUAUGGUGGACCAGGAAGGCGAGGACCAAGUGAAGGAUCGGGGCCAGUGGACCAACAAGAUGGAGUUUGUGCUGUCAGUGGCCGGGGAGAUCAUUGGUCUGGGCAAUGUCUGGAGGUUUCCCUACCUCUGCUACAAAAAUGGAGGUGGAGCCUUCUUUGUGCCCUACUUCAUCUUCUUCUUCAGCUGUGGCAUCCCAGUGUUCUUUCUGGAGGUGGCACUGGGCCAGUACAGCAGCCAAGGAAGUGUCACCGCCUGGAAGAAGAUUUGCCCCCUCCUCCAGGGCAUUGGCUUGGCCUCUGUGGUCAUCGAGUCCUACUUGAAUAUCUACUACAUCAUCAUCCUUGCCUGGGCCCUCUUCUACCUAUUCAGCUCCUUCACCUCUGAGCUGCCCUGGACGAGCUGCACCAACUCCUGGAACACAGAGCAUUGCAUGGACUUUGUGAACCAUUCGACAGCAAGUGCAGUGAUCCACUCUGAGAACUUCACCUCACCUGUCAUAGAAUUCUGGGAGAGACGGGUUCUUGGUAUUUCCUCGGGAAUCCACCACCUGGGGGCGCUGCGCUGGGAGCUGGCAUUGUGCCUCCUGCUGGCCUGGAUCAUCUGCUACUUCUGCAUCUGGAAGGGGGUCAAGUCCACAGGCAAGGUCGUGUAUUUCACAGCCACAUUUCCCUACCUCAUGCUGAUUAUUCUCCUGAUCCGGGGUGUCACCCUCCCUGGAGCCUACCAAGGUAUCGUCUUCUACUUGAAGCCAGACCUACUACGGCUUAAGGACCCCCAGGUGUGGAUGGAUGCGGGCACCCAGAUCUUCUUCUCCUUUGCCAUCUGCCAGGGAUGCCUGACAGCCCUGGGCAGCUACAACAAGUAUAACAACAACUGCUACAGGGACUCCAUCGCGCUCUGCUUCCUGAACAGUGCCACCAGCUUUAUGGCUGGGUUUGUCGUCUUCUCCAUUUUGGGCUUCAUGUCCCAAGAGCAGGGGGUGCCCAUUUCGGAAGUGGCUGAAUCAGGUCCUGGACUGGCCUUCAUCGCCUUCCCCAAGGCUGUGACGAUGAUGCCCUUGUCUCAGCUGUGGUCCUGCCUGUUCUUCAUCAUGCUCAUAUUUCUAGGGUUGGACAGUCAGUUCGUGUGCAUGGAGUGCCUGGUGACGGCGUCCACGGACCUCUUCCCCCGGCAGCUCCGCAGGAGCGGGAGGCGCGAGCUGCUCAUCCUGGCUGUUGCGGUCGUGUGCUACCUUAUAGGACUGCUGCUGGUCACAGAGGGCGGGAUGUACAUCUUCCAGCUCUUUGACUACUACGCCUCCAGUGGCAUAUGCCUGCUCUUCCUCUCCUUGUUUGAGGUGAUCUGCAUUGGCUGGGUGUAUGGGGCGGAUCGUUUCUAUGACAACAUCGAGGAUAUGAUUGGCUAUCGGCCAUGGCCUCUGGUGAAGAUCUCUUGGCUCUUCCUGACCCCUGGACUUUGCCUGGCCACCUUCCUUUUCUCCUUGAGCAAAUAUACACCUCUCAAGUACAACAACGUCUACGUGUACCCGUCCUGGGGGUACUCCAUUGGCUGGUUCUUGGCCUUCUCCUCCAUGGCCUGCGUCCCGCUCUGCAUUGUCAUCACCCUUCUGCAGACUAAGGGCUCCUUCAAGAAGCGUCUGCAGAGGCUCACCACCCCUGACCCCAGCCUGCCCCAGCCAAAGCCGCAUCCACCCCUGCAAGGUGCUGCUGCUGGCCAAGACUGCGAGCCCUCCCAAGCCAAGCAAGGACUCGUUGCAUGGGAGAAGGAGACCCACUUGUAGGAACUGUCAAAGGCCUGCUGGCGCCAGAGCCAGGAACCUGGUCGGGGGGGCCCCUCCUUCCAGGGGUAGCUUCUGCUUCCAUGCUACUGAGACCUCGAGGAGCCCGGAUGCCCCGCCAAAGCCACUCGGCUCCAGCUUUGUUGUCACCUGUCCGUCCUUCCCACCUGGACUCCUGGAGUUCUCCUGUGUUCGUCUUCUGUUUCUAACCCUAACCCUGACUCUGUGGGCUACAAAACCAAGGACCAGGCAGGUGAAGUGACCUUCUCAAGUCCUUACAAGUUCUCAGCUCCCCAUGGACUUGCUGUCCUUGUGCUCCAGCCCAUGAGCCUUUGGUGAUCCCCUUGUCUCGGUUAAAAAUCGAACAUGGGUCAUUUGCCGCC
This is a messenger RNA of Jaculus jaculus (lesser Egyptian jerboa), 2431 nucleotides long. It is a transcript of the gene Slc6a12, whose product is annotated as solute carrier family 6 member 12. The transcript is spliced from 17 exons. The record is from RefSeq and is a predicted model, not a curated record. Gene Ontology annotation, biological process: sodium ion transmembrane transport; neurotransmitter transport. Gene Ontology annotation, cellular component: plasma membrane. NCBI's taxonomy places the organism in Eukaryota, Metazoa, Chordata, Mammalia, Rodentia, Dipodidae. Gene Ontology annotation, molecular function: gamma-aminobutyric acid:sodium:chloride symporter activity. Bases 204 to 2051 code for a protein of 615 amino acids.